Messenger RNA from Scomber scombrus (Atlantic mackerel), 1839 nucleotides. Its product is annotated as kiaa0895l. The record is from RefSeq and is a predicted model, not a curated record. Bases 212 to 1792 code for a protein of 526 amino acids. The transcript has 7 exons. Lineage: Eukaryota; Metazoa; Chordata; Actinopteri; Scombriformes; Scombridae.
UCCUGGCCGGCCCGGGCAGUAGCCUGAGGCCCCGCUGCACGCUGCACAGUUACCCGCAUAUCAUCUCCAUCCUCCGGCCCAGAGACAACCAAGCAGCUCCCCCCUCUGCUCAGUCUGUGUGGAGCUGCAGCCGACAUGAGUCCAUGAAAAGAUCCUCCCUGGAAGAGCUGCUGAGUCGGGGCCGGAGCUAGGUGCAGUCUGAGGCGUGGUGAUGGUGUUGGACUCAGGGGAAGUCUUCAUGGAUCAGGUUGAGGGUAAGAGUGUCGGGAGCAGCAGGGAACCGGGCAACCGAGUCCCCAAAACCACUGCCACGAAUCCCAGACCACCGGCCAGAAGGAGCAAUGUCGCCAAGAAGGAGAAAGAGAAGGAGAAAGUGUCCCACAACGGACUUCCGACCCAGACGAACAGCGGCCAGGUAGUAGAGAGGAGGUCAUCGUCAUUAAAAGCUGGCGCCACACCCAGACCGCCCCUCCGCCGCCCUCUCAGCCUGGAGAUGACGCCCCAGCGACUGCGGGGGUCCCAGGAGCAGAUGGCAGACAGGCGGAUUGUGCAGCCUCCUUGGCGCAGCGGUUCGGCGGCCCCGUCGCCUCCGGCUCGCAGCCUUACCAGCCCCAGCCUGGGAGCGGGCGGCUGGAUGCGCCGCAGCGAGAGCACCUGCUCCGUCAACUACUCCCUGGGGCUCCGAGCCGGCAGGGGCCAAAUGCGACCGGCCACGUCCCUGCCACACAUAGGUAAGGGGAUGGGGAGCACGACGAUGAGGAGCACGACGAUGCCCGGAUCCGCCAGGCCCUGUCUGCUGGUCGCCCUGCGGCCUCUGAACUUGGAGCAGGAGAAGCGGGCUUUCUUCCAGUCGGACUACAAGUACGAGCCGCAGUUUGAAUACUCUCAGCCUGAGCCGAGGAGCGUGCUGGAGAAUUACAGAGAGGGCUCGGGCCUCUUCCUCGAACAGGCGGUCGGGAUCAUGGAGUGCGUCCUGAAGAAGUUUGACUCCUAUGAGAACUUCGAGGAGGUGACGGGUGGCAACGUGCUCCCUAAAAGUCAAGUCUGGGCUGCUGUGCGUAAAUACCUGCAGAAAGAAGGCUGCGUGGGAGAGGUUGUGGUGCGCCUGUCUGACGAGCUGCUGUCUCAGGCCGUGAUGGUGGUGGAGAACAGUCGUCCCACUCUGACCAUCAACCUGGCCGGAGCUCGACAGCACUGGCUGGAGGGGAUGCUGAGACAUGAAAUAGGCACACAUUAUCUACGAGGAGUGAACAAUAAUCUGCAGCAGUGGGCAACCACAGAAGGCAGGAAGCAGUACGGCCUCAAACCGGCCAACCCCACCGAGGAGGGUCUGGCCAGCCUGCACAGCGUGUUGCUACGGAAACAGCCCUACCUGUGGCGUGCGGCUCUGCUGUACUACACGGUUUAUCACGCCACCAGCAUGAGCUUCAGCCAGCUCUUCAGUCACAUCUCACGCUUCGUCCAGGACCCGGACGUCCGCUGGGAGUACUGUCUGCGAGCCAAAAGGGGACAGACGGACACCUCGCAGCCUGGUUGCUUCAGUAAAGAUCAGGUCUACCUGGACGGGAUCCUCCGGAUUCUUCGGCACAGAAGGAACAUCGACUUCAAGAUGUUGACCUCCUUAGGCAAGGUGUCUUUCGAAGACGUAGAGAGGCUGCGACACCUGGCCGUGCUCACCCGGACCAGAAUCCCGCACUUCAUGCGAGACCCGGUGCGUUACCUGCAACACCUGGAUCACAUCGUCGCCGUAAACGAACUGGACGAUUCGUCGCUGCAAGAACUGCUACCUUGAACCUCCUUUACCAGAGGAAACGCCGGUACACGGACUGUAUCAUAUGG